AUGCAUCAGAGUGGCAUGCACUUUGUUGAUAUCGCGAUCCAUUCUCUUGGCGAACGCCGAGAGAUCAUCCAGGUUCAUAAGCUCAAGGUCAUCCAUCUCAUACUGUUGGAUGGACUGCAGGAGCUCGCCACCGUGAUACCAGUGCGUGGAAUGACUGAGAUUGGCCGGGUCGUAGGGCUUGGCCUCAUCCGUGUUCUGGACUGUGGAGCUGUUACGAGGGCUGCGGGAACGACGUCUCUCUGGGCGCAGGAACAUGCCAUCCCAAUCUCCGCGCUGCAUCACGCUCUCCCAACGAGGGUGAAGGUUCGAACUUAUCACCCAAUCUUCAAAAACCAUUUCUCCAUCUGGCUGCUUUUCGAAGAUGACACGAUAGAAUGGUCGCUUUAUACGCCCACUGAGAGUGAAAUAGUUGCAGUAUGUCUUGCGAAAGCCGGGACCCUGCAUAACAAGGACUUUGAUUUGAUCAUCGGUGAGUUCGGCCUUCGAAUUUGGAAACCCGAGUGGCAUGUUCUCGGAUUUACCCCAAGAGUGCCGAGUUACUUUCGGUUUGAGCUUGUUCUCGGUCUCGCCGGACUCGGGCGUAGGGGAAGGGCUGCUGAGGCCAACACGAGAGGCGGUCUCGGCCUCUGCGAGAUCAUUGUUGGACCUUUCAGCCAGCUUAUUUUUCUUUGCAACUUUCGGGUUGGUGGCUCUAUUGAUCGAGGUAUGUUCGUUGGCUCCGGCAGAUGUAAUCAGGACGGUGAAAGGCUCCGUUUCUUCACCGGCCAGAGAAGUUCCCACCGAGCGGGAGGUCUUCUGCGCCUUUUUGGUGUUGUCGUUGGACUCCAUUGUUAA
Penicillium atrosanguineum is the source of this 834-nucleotide messenger RNA. RefSeq lists its product as uncharacterized. The transcript has 2 exons. NCBI's taxonomy places the organism in Eukaryota, Fungi, Ascomycota, Eurotiomycetes, Eurotiales, Aspergillaceae. The record is from RefSeq and is a predicted model, not a curated record. Bases 1 to 834 code for a protein of 277 amino acids.